AUGGACCCCCUUUCUGUAGCCGCUUCUUUGGCUGGUCUCAUCACCAUUUCAACCCAGAUUGUCAAUAUUAUCCACAACAUAAAAUUAAAAAACAACAAAGAGCUGGAUUCGCUCUCCAGAGAGAUCCACGCUGUGAGGGGAAUCCUAUCACAAAUCCAACACAUCGUUCAAUUCCAGUCUACCAAACCCACGAAGAACUCAGAAUGGCUUGACGCACUCAACGCUACUUUGGAUGACUGCGGUGAUACGUACCUACAGCUGCAGAAAUCCUUGCAAGCACUGGUGUCAAGCUCAAGACUCGAGGCACUAAAGAAGAAAGUCAAAUGGACGCUCAAAGAGAAGGAUAUCCAGGACUCAUUGAGAAAGGUCGAGAGCUAUAAGCUUUCUCUGGACUUGUUAUUAUCUGUUCAAACGAGUACUACAACGACCAAUAUUGAAGAGGUCCUGGUUCAACUUCAAAAGAAGUUACAACUCACAUCACCCGCUACCGCCACGACUCGGACACCCUUGUCGUGGAGAAAGAAACUAGCCGGCUUUGGGGCAGAUCAUUCACCCUCGCAAACAAGCGACCUCGAAGACACACAGUCAGAUUCAGAAAGGUCCAUAGCCGAUGUUUCAUACAUCAUUUCAAGGUCAAAUACGACUGACUGGACCGAUCCCGGAAUUUUCGGAAUAAACCAGGACGAAGGCAAAGAUGCCCCUGAUCUCAACAGCCCAGGACUUGUUUGUAUCUGUGAAAUAUCCGUCGGACAGAAAAAAAUCAGCCUCUUCUGUAGCUGGGAGAGACACCCAGCGAACGAGAUGUUCACUCCUCUUCGAGCACAUAUUUUGUUUAAAGGGCCCACACCUGGAGAUUUAUAUUUCAUGCAGCUGGAAGAAUCUUUGAUGGUACAACCUAUUGAGCGCUUUGUUGUCCCAGUAGGGAAAUGCAGUCUUAUUAUUGCGCAAUGCAACAUCAAGGGUGGCGUGUGUCCCCUGAGCGACCUUGACAAACGUGAUGAUAAUAAGGAGUUCAAUCUCGCCCUCGAAGACUUUGCGUUGAAAUCCAACAUAAAUUCUCAACAGGUGCUCGUGAACUUUGACAGUGUCCAAGAUAGGCAGAAGUUCUUAAAUCAUCUCUAUGGUGCCCGGUACCUCCAGCGCAUGGACCUUGCAUUUGCUAUCUCCAACCAGUUCUAUCAUCAUUCGCCUUAUCAAAAAAGGAUUCAAAAUGUGCAGAUAGGGUACGCGGAUGGGACUGAAAAGUCAUACAUCUAUCCAUAUCUAUACCUUGAUUAUCCUAUAGAGGGUGGAUCUAUCAUGCUUGUGUGUGGAACUAAACCAAAUAACGAGAAGGCGGUCGUAUUCAGGGAAAACAUCCUUGAACUUGAUCUCCAGAUAGUGGGGUCUGAAGCGCUUGUGUUCACAAAUCCGGAUGGGAAGGCCAUCCAUACCAUAUCAGCAACCCUGGGCUCUCUAGAUGAGCUUGUUAGUUUGUAUCACCGCCUGCAAGAUAUGACCAGAGAAUGGAAAUCCAUCCAAGCCAAAGGAGUUGAUAACUUCGAGACCAAAGCCGAAUGGCUGGUUGAGAAUCUUGAGUUUCUUAAGGAUUCUCUAGCUACUACAACCUCCUUUAAUAAUGUUCUUGUUGCCGUUCAAGUGGAUCGCUUCCUAAAGCGAAUGAAGUUGGAAAUAUCGACACAACAUUCACAGGAGAAAUUGGCCUCUUGUCACGUCUUGACUUCAUCUGUUCUACUAUACAAAGAGCACUUCAGAAAAGAUUCAUCAGAUUUCUUUACUGAUCCAGUCAUGCAAACUGGUUUCUGGGACUUGAAAAUCGGCACUACUACGGCUGACAAUUUUCAAGUAGGACAGGUAAAGAUCCACGGCGCCAAUGCAAAGAAAAUAUGUGACGAGCUGGAAGAUAUCGUGGAAGAUUGCAACAUAGGUACCGAGGGUGCACAGAAGAAAUUCUUAAAAGCGCUUUGUUAA
Penicillium concentricum is the source of this 1971-nucleotide messenger RNA. RefSeq lists its product as uncharacterized. The coding region runs from base 1 to 1971 and encodes 656 amino acids. The transcript is spliced from 10 exons. NCBI's taxonomy places the organism in Eukaryota, Fungi, Ascomycota, Eurotiomycetes, Eurotiales, Aspergillaceae. The record is from RefSeq and is a predicted model, not a curated record.